Molecule: messenger RNA, 1475 nt
Organism: Cloeon dipterum
Lineage: Eukaryota; Metazoa; Arthropoda; Insecta; Ephemeroptera; Baetidae
Product: serine/threonine-protein phosphatase 6 regulatory ankyrin repeat subunit B-like
Exons: 4
Coding region: 333-1433 (366 amino acids)
Molecular function (GO): protein binding
Source: RefSeq, a predicted model, not a curated record
UGUACGUGCAUAGUUUAAAAAUUCAAUUUUAAAUUUAAACUGUUUUCAACGUAACUCUAGUAUUGCAACCACAAUUUUAUAGAUAGCGCGAGAAGGCAGCUUGUGAACAGUCGUGGCUCGCCACCUAAUUUAAUUUUGUAACAGCACAGUCGGCUAUUUUUAACUCUGCAGACGAAUGUAGCCCCAUCUCGUUCACGAUCGUCACUGUCUCCUAAAGUAAACGGCAGGCAAGAUCCUCUCGGUUCCAACCAACGGUAUGAACUAUAGACGUUGGAAAGUCCAAACAUAAGAAACAAAAACUGUUCGAGUCGCCUUUGACUUCAACUGAAAGGAUGGAUGCGGAAAACGCAGAAGACGGGGGGCAGCAGGUCGAGGUGGAAGAUCCGGAGGCCGCAGAGGCCCGCCGACAGGUUCGCCAGGUGGAGAAGCGACACGUGUCUGUGCACUUUGACUGUAAGUGCACCGAUGAGGACAUCGCUCGCAUGGCCCGCGAGAUGCGCGAGGACCCUAACCUGCUGGACGGGUACGGGGGUCAGUCGUGCCCGCCGUUGCUGCACGCAGUCAUCAAGGAGCACCCCAGGUGCGUCGAAUUCCUUCUUGAGUGCGGAGCCGAGGCAAACCAAGAGUACGAGGCAUUGGGAGAAACAGCUCUUUCUUGUGCCGUCACCCGCUCAACUCCAGAUAUAGCGCGGUUGCUGUUGGCGAGGGAUGCAACUGGAAUUAAUGCCAGAAGCUCGCUCACCAAAGAAACGCCGUUGGUCAAGGCUGUGAAGCAUGGGAAUGCGCAGACUGUCAGACUGCUUCUUGAAAACGGUGCUAGGCCUAAUGCUGGAACCAUGAGAAAUGAGGAAAAUGUGUCAUGUGUCUUCCUGGCCAUUGAAUUGGGCUACGAGUCAAUCGUGACUGACCUUCUAGCCUUUGGAGCAACUCUCACCGGUCAUGCCCAUUUCGACAAGCACAACAUGCUCUACAAACACAUGCAAUUCGCGAUUGCAGAAGGGCAGCUGGAGUCUGUUAAGUCUCUUUGCCUUUACGGUGCGCUCAAAGAACUUGCCAAACUCACACUCUACCCUAAUUUGAGCACUUCCAUUCAUUGCAAUUUCACUCUUCUUGGAAUCAUAUUUCGAAGUGACAAUGCUCUUGAAGUAAAUGUGAGAUUAAUAAACAUCCUGUACGAAUUUGGUUUCAACUUUUGGAAGGUGGACAAACACGACAAAAAUGCAUGGAAGAAGAUGGAGAAGCUUCAGGAAAAUGAUUUCGCUAAAUUGCUGAUAUUUAGAGUACGUCGCUUACGAUCACGACCCAUGAGUUUAAAACAACUGAGUCGCAUUUAUCUUUUGAAUUACUUUGAACACAAUUAUACCAGGUCGAUUCCGAAAAUGUUGAUUCCAAAUGAACUUAAAAUCUAUCUGAACUUUAAAGAUGUGUACUGAUUUUUUACGUUUUAAUAAAUAAUUAUUUUUCACUGUUUAGAA